Molecule: messenger RNA, 1768 nt
Organism: Tripterygium wilfordii
Lineage: Eukaryota; Viridiplantae; Streptophyta; Magnoliopsida; Celastrales; Celastraceae
Product: violaxanthin de-epoxidase, chloroplastic
Exons: 6
Coding region: 208-1650 (480 amino acids)
Biological process (GO): xanthophyll cycle
Molecular function (GO): violaxanthin de-epoxidase activity
Source: RefSeq, a predicted model, not a curated record
GCAUACGUUACAGGCCUUGUCUCCACACAAAAUGGGGCUUACUCUUAUCUCUUCCAAACCCAAAUUGUUUGGCGCUCUUUUCUUCACUUGGGAUUCUCUCGCUCUCUCUCUUUCCCGUGCGGCAAACACAAACACAGCCGUGGUUAUAGCUGUCGUGAGAAGCAACAUUAUCAAUUCCAGCACCUCUGCCACAAAAGAUAUUGAAGUAUGGCCAUGGCUGCAACUUCGAUCUGUUAUUCCAGUAAUGAAAGUAUCAGUGGGUCAUGCACCAAAUUGGGACUUACUAGUAACAAAAGGUUUCUGAGAAAGAAUGUGGUUCAUUUUCAUGGCAUAGUUACGUUAAGAGUUUGGUCAAGUAGGAGAACUUUGCAAGACCCCUGGGUAAUAAGAUCUUCUAAAAAUCGGCAGGGAUUGGACAUAAGAUAUUUGACUCGUCUAUCAGGCUGGAAAGCAAAGUUUUCCUCUACGCAUGGGAGUGAUCCAAGUGUACUCAAGGUGACCAAGGUGUUCAGCACUAUGGCAUCAACUGUGCUCAAUGGUCUGAAUGACUGGAAGCAAUUACAGUUUUUGAGCUUGGCCAGUGUUCUAGUUUCCGCAUUCUUGAUCAUUCCAUCAGCUGAUGCUGUUGAUGCUCUUAAAACUUGUACUUGCUUAUUGAAGGAGUGCAGAGUGGAACUUGCUAAGUGCAUCGCAAAUCCAUCUUGUGCUGCCAAUGUUGCUUGUCUCCAAACCUGCAAUGAUCGACCUGAUGAAACUGAAUGCCAGAUUAAAUGCGGGGACCUGUUUGAAAACAAAGUUGUCGAUGAAUUCAAUGAGUGUGCUGUCUCCCGAAAGAAGUGUGUGCCUAUGAAAUCUGAUUUGGGGGAAUUCCCUGCCCCUGAUCCUGCUGUUCUUGUUAAGAGCUUUAAUAUUGCAGAUUUCAGUGGGAAAUGGUUUAUCACUAGUGGCUUAAACCCCACCUUUGAUACUUUUGACUGCCAGUUGCAUGAAUUCCACACAGAGUCCAACAAACUUGUGGGAAAUAUAUCAUGGAGAAUACGAACUCCAGAUGGUGGCUUUUUCGCACGAUCAACUGUGCAAAAAUUUGUGCAAGAUCCUAUGCAGCCUGGGAUACUCUACAACCACGAUAAUGAGUAUCUUCAUUAUGAAGAUGACUGGUAUAUUAUCUCAUCAAAGUUAGAGAACAAACAAGAUGACUACAUAUUUGUGUACUACCGAGGCAGGAAUGAUGCAUGGGAUGGAUAUGGUGGUGCUGUCGUGUACACGAGAAGUGCAGUUUUGCCUGAAAGCAUUAUACCUGAACUUGAAAAGGCAAGUAAAAACAUAGGACGUGAUUUUAACAAGUUCAUAAGAACAGAUAAUACGUGUGGUCCUGAGCCUCCCCUCAUAGAAAGACUGGAGAAGACGGUAGAGGAAGGGGAGAAGACCAUUGUAAGAGAAGUUGAACAAAUAGAAGAGGAGGUGGAGAAGACUGAGAUGAACUUGUUUCAGAGGUUGGUAGAAUGGUUCAAGGAACUCAGACAAGAUGAGGAAUAUUUCUUGAAAGAGCUAAGUAAAGAAGAAAUGGAAGUAUUGAGUGAGCUAAAAAUGGAAGCGACUGAGGUGGAAAAGCUUUUUGGACGAGCACUGCCGAUCAGGAAGUUGAGAUAGAGUCAGUUGAUAUAAAUAAGCUGUCACACCUUAAUUUUUUGUAAUUCAUUACUGGAACCCUUUUGGGAGAUGUUUACAGCUGAUAAAUGAAAUCCAGUCUCAUUGUUAUUUUGUGUCA